AUGGCCGCGCCCAAUCUCCCCCUCUUCCUCCCCGUGGCGUUCCUCCUCCUCGCGGCGGCGCCGGCCCCCUCCGCCGCGGAGAAGUUCGUCGUCGGCGGCAAGAAGAACUGGGCCGCCAACGUCAACUACACCACCUGGCCCGACCAGUACCACUUCCACGUCGGCGACUGGCUCCGUAAGCACCCCACUCCUCCUCCCUAG
Molecule: messenger RNA, 201 nt
Organism: Triticum turgidum subsp. durum (durum wheat)
Lineage: Eukaryota; Viridiplantae; Streptophyta; Magnoliopsida; Poales; Poaceae
Source: the annotation of a GenBank genome assembly